This is a messenger RNA of Microbotryum saponariae, 1356 nucleotides long. Lineage: Eukaryota; Fungi; Basidiomycota; Microbotryomycetes; Microbotryales; Microbotryaceae. The record is from the annotation of a GenBank genome assembly.
AUGUCGACCUCCUUCUUUGACGAUGACGACGACCAGGACUACGAGGCCUAUCGAGCACCGCAGCAGGACAUACCAGCUGCCGCAGCCGCAGCCGCUGCAGACAGACUGCCCGCGUUGCCUCUACUGCAAGAGAGGAACCACGACGACGACCACCAGCUCAACGACGAUCUCGAUCUCGAUCUCCAAGCGGACUCGUUGUCGACCUCGUCCUACAUCCCCGCGGCGGGCACCUCGAUCCGCGGCGCACGACACUCGUCCGUCGCGAAUGGUCUCGGAUCAUCGAGGUACCACGCCUCCUCGUCCCGGGGAAGGGGCGACUCUCCCGGACUGCACGACAUCCUCGCACACGAGGGCGACGACAUGGACCUGUUGGACCGGGGAAAGAGGGAGAGUAACGUUGCCAAGUUGAUGAGGUGCUGGAUCAACGAGAGCGGUAGCCCCGAGCUGUUGCCGUUCCCGCGAAAAUUGGUCGAGCGACUCGUCAAGGAUUUGGCCAGUAGGGUCAGUCGUGGAGAUACGGAGGUAGGAGAAGGUAGACACAGAUGCUGAUUCGGGAGCGACGAGCUCACAGAAAACGCUGGUGCGACAUGUCAACGCGACGGCCUCGGGCGACGAUGCUCUGUACCUCCAGGCGUCGCUCGUCGCUACUGAAAACAUGCGAGCGGCGCACGUCCUCAAGGCCUACACCCGUCAGAGGAUACACAAGGUUCGUUGAGAGGCUUGAGGACUGGUCUGAGCCUAGUCUGAGCCUAGUCUGAUCGUCGGAUCCUCCUCCCUUCUUGACACCGCCAGCUCGAAGCCCACGUCGAGUACUACCUUGGGCUGCCUCUCGAGGAUCGGAGAAAGCGGCUGUACUCGAACGAGCUCGCCCACGCCGAAGGGUGCGUGAACUGGUUACCUACCUUGCGGCGGUGUAGGUACGACAUGCAGCUAACCAUAUUUGGUUCGUAGGUAUUAUGCGUUGAAGAGGGAGUACCUAAAUAAUUCUGCCGUCGAUGCCUUGCCGGAACGGAUCAGGGUCCAUGGAGCCCCAGGUCCGUGCCGGGAGCAAGUGGUUUGUGUAACUUCGAUGAACGUACCACUGACAAGGUGCAAGCCCUUGAUCACACAGUGGCCGAGCCGGAUUUGUCGAGUGCCGUGUUUUGUCGGGUUCGGCGAGCGUGUGGACCUGUCGUCUUGCCAGAGUCAGUCCCCGGCACAAAUGCGCCAACGCGCGAGGCAACACCCUCUGACUCUUUAACCACAAAUGAUGAUAAUAGUGGAAUGUUGAUGAGUUUCGACGAGGGGUCACAGCACAUGCUCCGCUACUCGACGAUCCGCGAUCUGUUGGCCAAGGAUCUCCUCGAAUUGAUUUGA